AUGAACCAUCGAGAGCAACGUCAUGCUUAUUCGCGUUAUUCCUUUGAUGUCGUGAAUGUUCCGUCCGUUUCAUAAGCGCGUUAUUAGUAUAUAUUCACGUCAAAUCCUAAUGACUAGUCAUUUACGUAUAUUGCUGUUGAUCAAGCGUUUGUUUCACUUGUUUAACUAGAAAGCAAGGAAAAUUUUUUGAAAAUAUAUAAGAAUUAUCCUAAGUGAUAUUCACCAUACUGUGAUAAAAGGUAAAAGUGAGAUGUUGAUGUUGAACAUUCAAGAGAUAUUCAAAAAGUUCAGUUUAACGUGAUUGUAGAAUCUCACAAUAAAAAAUGGAGUUUCCAAAUUUAGGAGAACAUUGCUCAGAAAAUAGUUGCAACCGAUUGGACUUUCUGCCAUUAAAAUGUGAUGCAUGCUCUGCAAUUUUUUGUACUGAACACAUAUCAUAUAACCACCACAGUUGUCCGAGUGCUUAUAAGAAAGAUGUUCAAGUCCCGGUGUGUCCACUUUGUAAUACACCGGUACCAACAAAACGCGGUGAUCCUCCAGACAUUGCAGUUGGUCAACAUAUGGACAAUGAAUGCCAGUCGGAUUUAAGGAACCCAAGCAGAAAAAUUUUCUCUAAUAGAUGUUCAGCAAAAGGCUGUAAAAUUAAAGAAAUAGUACAAGUACGUUGUUCUGAUUGUGGUGAGAAUUUCUGUUUAAAACAUAGACACCCAACGGACCAUGCAUGUAUAGGCCAGGAAGAGGCUACCAGAAGGAGAAGAUUGGACAAUUUAGAAAAUAAUGUGAAUGUGAAUAGGAGAAAUGGUGAAAUAAUGAAGAACUAUCAAGGUAGUAUGAGCGAGGAUGAAGCUUUAGCAAGAGCUCUUCAGGCUUCCAUGCUAGAUGAAGAUGUGGCUAAACGGCGUACACUGGAAGUUGUAUCAUCUGGAAAUAGAGACAGAUGUAGACUGUCUUAAAAUCUUUUUAUUCCAUAUAAUCUUUCUGAACGCUUAAGGUACAUUUUUUAAUCGCACAAAUCUAGAGAACAUUACUUCCCCUUUUAAGACUUCAAAUUUUGCUUACGAUAAGCUGGGUGAAAAAUGUUUAAUGAUGGCAGGAAUAAGAAUCAGCAUUUUAAAAAUUGACAAAUCAAUAUGUACCUUCAGCUUUCUCUUUUACAAUUUUAAGGAGGUGCUCUUUGAAACUUCAUAGUCUAUUUGUAAAAAUACCUUAAAAUCUACUUAAUGGUAAACUCAUUUCAGUAGGCUAUAUAUUAAAUAUUAGUAAACGAUAAACACCUUUUACUUCUCACAUAAAUAUUAUGGCUUAUCAAAUGAUACAACAAUUUUCUUACUUAAAUAAAACUUAUUACCUUUGAUAGAAACUAUAAGCAAUCUUGAAUGUACAAAGACGAACGUAGAUACUUCUAUUUCAAGUAUUUGAUUAUUUAAUAUAUCAUUAAUCAUUGAAAAUAUAUUUAUUUAUGAGAUUUUAAAAAUCUGUGUAAAGCAAUCAUAUAAUAGAUAAUUUCCUUUGUCGUGUUAUGAAACUUUAUAAGUUUUGUCUCUUCGUGAAAUAUGUAUAAAAUAUUUUUUAUUCGUCAUUUGCGUUAUCAAUGUUUCCUUUAUCGAAACAACAAUAGUCUUCUAAUAAAGUUAUUCUAUCUACACAAAAGUUAAUCACGAUCACACACUUUUUGCGUAAAAGAUAUAGCUCUAAAUUGUUUGCAAAAUUUUACAUAUUGUAAAAAGACUAUUAAUCUCUUUGCAACUUUCAAAACGAAUUAUCAACUACCUUCGAAAUUCGCGUAAAAACUUUAAAUGGUAUCAAAAGGGCAACCUCGAUAAAGAGUGCCUUAGUAGAUAAGUAGAGCUUAGUGUUUAUUAAAAUGUAUAUUCAAUUCAUUAUAUAGUGAUUAAGGCGUAUCAAUAUAACAUGUACAACAAAGAAAAUGAGAUUCACAAUCUCUGGAAUCUCUCGAGUCUAAGAUAAUAUUUCAUUUUAUUUUUGGUUUCGUGAAAAGGGCGGUCAUUCCACUGCAAACAAGAAUAGUCUAUACAAUUAUUCUUAAUUUUUUCUAUUUUUAAUGUAUAAUUGAAAUGUUUUAUCUUCUGAUACUCGCACUUUAAAACUCGAGAAAACCUAUUUGUAAGCAAUUCUGUGAACAUUUUUAGCACAAGCAGAGAGUGGAAUUAGGGUGGAAAAUUCUACUUUAUAAAAUCUUUUAUUAUUUUUUGCGGUCGUUAUAUUGCACCAGGACUGGAUUAAUUGUCAAACAGUACUUAUUGCAGUCCACCAGAGAUGUGAUUCGCCAAUGAAGUCAACUUUGGAUGCAUUCCAUUUUUUUCAAAGACGACUGAAUGAAUCAUAUAAAAUAUUAGCUACAUUUAUAGAAUGAUUGUGAUUUUUCUUAUGAAAAAUGUAAUUAUACCGCAGU
This is a messenger RNA of Nomia melanderi (Alkali bee), 2413 nucleotides long. RefSeq names its product AN1-type zinc finger protein 2A. NCBI's taxonomy places the organism in Eukaryota, Metazoa, Arthropoda, Insecta, Hymenoptera, Halictidae. Gene Ontology annotation, biological process: proteasome-mediated ubiquitin-dependent protein catabolic process; protein targeting to ER. The record is from RefSeq and is a predicted model, not a curated record. Gene Ontology annotation, molecular function: zinc ion binding. Gene Ontology annotation, cellular component: cytoplasm; endoplasmic reticulum.